CGCCGCGAGACGGGGGUCAGCGGCAGCCGCGGGCCUCCCGCCGGCGGCGCGGGUUGUGCACGGGCGGGUAACGGGCGGACCGGCGCCCCCCGGGCUUCCGGAGUGUCACUUCCGCUGCGGGGCGCCGCCAUGACUCCGGGCGCCGAGGCGGGCGCGGCGCCGUCGCCGCCGAAGCCGCUGUUCGGCAGCUGCUGGAGCUGCCGCGUCCUCAGCGGUGUCGGGCUGCUCCUCGCUGGGCUCUGGAUCUACCAGGGCCCGCGGCAGACCAUGAAGCGCGGCAUCCCUCCAUCCAUGGGCACCAUCGCCCAGAUCACUUUCGCCCUCGGCGUUGCUGGCUGGGGUGUCGUCAUCCUCGUGGACCCCGUGGGCAAGCAGCAGCGCAAACUUCCCUGAAGGCUGCCAGCGCCGGAUCGCCACCACCGGAGCCAGACCACCACCGGAGCUGCCCCAACGCUGAGGGCAGGCACCAGCGGCCAAGGCACCACCCCGUUGCCUUGGCUGUCUACUUGCCACAGCACCAGAGCAGCCAAAUAAAGCGUUUCCAUAUCUACCGCA
Messenger RNA from Rhea pennata, 555 nucleotides. RefSeq names its product distal membrane arm assembly component 1 (gene DMAC1). NCBI's taxonomy places the organism in Eukaryota, Metazoa, Chordata, Aves, Rheiformes, Rheidae. Gene Ontology annotation, biological process: mitochondrial respiratory chain complex I assembly. Bases 130 to 393 code for a protein of 87 amino acids. The transcript is spliced from 2 exons. Gene Ontology annotation, cellular component: mitochondrial inner membrane. The record is from RefSeq and is a predicted model, not a curated record.